Malaclemys terrapin pileata is the source of this 4500-nucleotide messenger RNA. RefSeq names its product SFT2 domain containing 2 (gene SFT2D2). Gene Ontology annotation, biological process: vesicle-mediated transport. The transcript is spliced from 9 exons. Gene Ontology annotation, cellular component: membrane. Bases 60 to 542 code for a protein of 160 amino acids. Lineage: Eukaryota; Metazoa; Chordata; Testudines; Emydidae. The record is from RefSeq and is a predicted model, not a curated record.
AGCAAGGUAGACGGGCCACGGAAGCGGGUGGCGGAGCUGGGGGCCGCGAGCCGGGCAGGAUGGACAAGCUCAAGCGGGUUCUGAACGGGCAGGACGCGGAGGAGCAGGGCGGCCUAGGCGAGAUAGUUGAUACAACUUCAUUAAGCUGGGGCACGAGAGUGAAAGGCUUCAUCGCUUGUUUUGCCCUAGGAGUUCUGUGCUCUGUCCUGGGUACUUGCCUGCUAUGGGUGCCAAGGAGAGGACUAGUUCUCUUUGCAGUAUUUUACACUCUGGGGAAUAUUGCAUCCCUUGGAAGCACUUUUUUCCUUAUGGGACCUAUGAGACAAUUGAAAAGAAUGUUUGAGCCUACUCGUUUGAUAGCUACUAUUGUUAUGCUAUUGUGUCUCAUACUAACAUUGUGUUCUGCUUUCUGGUGGCACAACAAGGGGCUUGCUCUCAUCUUCUGCAUUUUGCAAUUUUUUGCCUUGGCAUGGUACAGCAUUUCUUUCAUACCGUUUGCAAGGGAUGCUAUGAAGAAAUGCUUUACUGUUUGUCUGUCAUAACAGUCCUGUUGGGUGGAGACUGUGGAACAUUCCUCUAACAACCACCUUGCUGCCAUCUUCUAUAUGCACACCAGCUCUCCAGGGGUCCUGGCCACAAGCUAUUACUGAACUAUUCCACUUCCACCAUGAAAGCAAUUCUGGCUUCAGCUCUAUGCUACUAAGGUCCUGAAGCUGCUGUACCCCCACCUGAGGUCUAGAUCCUAGGGGCUGGAGGGGUGCAGAAGUGCGACUACUGACUUUUCCAACCACCGUAGCCUCCCACUUUGAGCCAGAAUCUAUACACAACUGUAACCUCUGACUGUCUUGUGGUCUCUAGUUACUGGGAAGUGUGUUGCUGAGCAGGCAGCCUCUCAGGGUUGAAGCAGACUCCCUUAGGCACUGAGAGAGGCAGCAGCAGACACUCAUGAAAUAUCCGUCAGGGGGUGGCAAGUGUAAUCUUGUAGGCUCUGUUCAGUUAGGGUCCCCCUCCCAAGUCAUCUGUGAGUGGAGAGCUUGGGGAAAACUCGGGACAAUUGCCCCAUUCACAUUGUCUCCUGCUGCUGUUCUUGAAGCUGCUGCUUGACUAGUCAUUUUGUAACUCUGUUCGAAUGCCACGUUCCCCCCCGCCCCCCUUUGGAGAUGAUGAAAUCCCACUUUUCGCAUGAUGUGCAGACAGGUGGACACCAGUCAUUGUCCAGCAAUUGAGUUUUUUCUGGGGAGAUGAUUCUAAUUUGCUUUCAGGCUGCAACAAAGCCUAACUCUGUUUACACACAUACAAAGCCUUGUCCAUCUCUCACAAACGCAUCACAUUUGGUUUGGGCAGUUUUGCCUCCUUUGACUUCUUUGUUAUUUCAGCUGCUUCUGAGCUCUGAUUUCCAGGGAGUGCCUUUUUUUUAAUAUGGCUCCCUGGUUUAUUAUGCCUCCUUAAGGCUGCGUGAUAUAGUGGUUAAAGCAGAAAGCUGGGAGUUUUGGUUUUUUUUUCCCUGGCUAGGGCAAGUCACUUAACCUGUGUGCCUCAGUGUAACUGGGAAUUGAGCUACCUCCCAGUCUGUAUCCUGCCAAAGGAUCCUAUCCAGGUUUUUUGUAAGAGUCUUUGCAAUGUUUACAAAAUGCCUCUGUAAGAGGCAAUUAGAAAAUCUAUCCCUUAAUGCCUUGCUCAAGCCCAAGUUUAUUUUAGCACUAGCAUCUCUGUGGGAAUUCUCAGAAAACUCUAUGUAAGUAGCAUAUGCUUCUUUUCCCCAAAAAAGUGCUGUUAACCAAGUCCAUCAUUGUAGGAGCAUAAACAAUUAAAUCCUACCAUGCUGGAUUGUUUGUUCCUGUACUUCAGAUCACUCAUUCCUUGACCUUCACUGCCUUCGUAAAGGGCUAGCACUUGCACUAGAAUGUUGCACCAGAGCACACAGCUUUCUAACCCAAUCAGGAGCACCAGAAUCAAACCUCAGUUUUAUACACUGGAUAGAACUUUUGUGUCUGCAUAUUAGCUACUUAGAACCUUCCUGCUAACUUUUUGGCAGAAUGGUUAAUUUUAUAAAUAGGGAAUUUACGGUUUGGAGCUGUACAGUAAUUUAUUGCCAGCACACAGAUUGUCUGGGUGUCUUAAAUUUCAGAUCCACAAGCUAAUUACAGCUCUUGAGUCAAUAAGUUUAGUAAACUGUAUUUCAUGUAGGGUUGUUGAAUGUCCUUAAUGGAGGGAGGUACGAGAGGCGGACUCAGAACUUUGAAAGAAAGGGGAGGGCAGAGGGAAUGGAGACAUAAUAACCACUUGAGUGACAAUAGUGUUCAUAUUAUCCUCCGGCAUUGCAAAAAUUUUCCAUGAAUGAAUCAUACUCUUGUGGUUGGGGGCUAACUGGGUAGGAAAGACUCCACCCAGACUGUCUCCAAUAUGAGAAACACUCAGGUUUGUGGGUUUACUUCCAAAUGGCUUUGCCUAAUAAAACCACUUCAUUCUACUGAAACAAAGGCUUGUGACUUCUACUUGCUCCUUAACACCUCUGUUCAGAUUGCUGCUAUGUUUGAUUGCAACUGAACACUUGCCUUGUUACUGAAAUAUGUUGCAUUCCCAUAUUUGUGCCUGUAAUUAACCUGUCCUCUUUGUAUGCCUGCAUGUUACGGUAGUCACUGUAUUCUACCUGCCUUGCAUACACACCUCAUCCACUAUGGUAUCAAACAAUAUAAUAGUGUAGUUAAUGUGGAAAUAAUGAAACUGGACAGUAGAAUACAUUCCAUGUGAACUCAUUUGCACUGAAAAGGCAGUUAUUUUUGUUGUUAAACAAGCUUCCUUGUGUUUUCUGUUCUGAUGGGUGGUUAUUUAUCGAUGGGUGGGUAGGUAGGUGUCUUAAAGCCACCAGAUUCCUGUAUACAAUUCCUCACAUUCAAAAUCUUUCUGCUGAGUGUGUAGUACAUCAAGAACACAUAGAAAAUAGUCUUUCAUUAAUUUUAAAAAUAAAUCAUGUGUUGGAUCUCGAAGCUUCUUCCCCUUGCCAAGCUCCUUCCUAAUUUUACAGAGCACACAACCACAAGGGCUGAGAUUUUUCAAAGAAGCUUAAGGGGCACAUGGGUACCAAACUCAGUGGGAUUUGAGGAUCUAGCUCCCUUCGGCAGGCUUGAAAGUCUCAGACCAGCUUGUCUUUCAUUUGCUGAAGCUGCAGUACAUGUUAAUGCAAUGCUACUUUAACCAAAAAAGGCCUUAAAAUGCAAUUCUAGCCUGGAAAAUAACUUUUUAAAAAAAGAAACAAACAAUGCCUGACUUGUCAGAUUUGGUAGGAAUAGAAAUUAGAAAAACCUUUUCACCUGUAAAGAAAGCACAUUGGUUCUGGAGUGUCUGGGGCACACUAUAUAUGAAAGCCUAUAUGCAAUUUUUAAUCCCUCUUCUGAGUGGAACCUGACUUUAAUGACACAUAAUGAAGUGCACUUUGAAUACUGACACUGCCUGAGGCUUUUUUAGUGAUAACAGCAUUUUAGAAAAAGAAACAAAAUAUCCAAUCUUGUUAAUAAUUUUAUUACUAUUGAAUAUUAAAGACAAGUUGGAUGGGCAAUCUUGAAACCCAAGGAAGUGUGUUUUGUACUCUGCACCAGGUCUUAGAUACAGAAAAUAUCUUGUGAAAAUUACUUUUCAAAUUUCACAUGAUGUUGGUAUGGAUAUUCCUGGAGAAUACAGCAAAGCUGCCAGAAUUCUGUGCUGCAUCUUGGGGCAGGUUUCAUUCAGGGAAUUGAAGCUCUGUGCCAGAUUUGUGUAAAUUGGGAGCAGGUUGCGUCUUUUAUCUUUAAUGCAGAUGUAUGACCCGCUGUUCCCAGCAUGCAGUUUACUAUGGUCCACAUUUUUCUAUUAAAAAUGGUGGCCAUAAACUGCACUGUAGAACUCUGGGGGGAAACUCAUUUGGCCAGCCUUCAUGUACCAAGAGAUGACACUUUCUUGUAUGAUUGCAAUCUGUCAUUUUAACCAGUUUAAUUUCUAAAAAUAGUUUGCAGUCAGUUCAGUUGCCUUAUUUUCAUCGUGUUAAUACCUCCUUUUCAAGAUCAACACCAUUGGUAUCUGUAAUAUUCUUGUUAUAGGUUCUAAAAACUAUUCAGUAAAAAAAACAUGUUUUUGUCCUAAAUGCAAAUGCGUACAUGUUAAGACCAUAGUAAAUCUUCCCUUCAAAUUGUGAAGGGAAGCACAGCCGUUAAAUAUGGGGCUAUUCCAUUUUUAAAAUCUCGUGCCGAGCUUUGAAAUGUAAUGUGAUUUUUUAAAAAUAGCUUUAUCAACUGAAGGAGUUUUGUAAAACAAACAAACAUUUUGUGAAAUUCUCCACUACAAUAACUGUUUUGUAUUAUAAGCUGCUUUUGGACCUUUUAUAUAUAUCCUGGUUGCUUUGUCUGACUUCGUAAUUGUUCAGUAAACGUUUUUUAACUUAUUGCAAAAAAAUUUCUGUAAUGAAGCUAGAUCCUAAGACGUGUGAACAUCAUUGUUUUUCAAUAAAGUUGACACUGCAGUAAAUGA